This is a messenger RNA of Phodopus roborovskii (desert hamster), 6689 nucleotides long. It is a transcript of the gene Brca1, whose product is annotated as BRCA1 DNA repair associated. Lineage: Eukaryota; Metazoa; Chordata; Mammalia; Rodentia; Cricetidae. Bases 241 to 5646 code for a protein of 1801 amino acids. Gene Ontology annotation, biological process: chordate embryonic development; double-strand break repair via homologous recombination; negative regulation of fatty acid biosynthetic process. The transcript is spliced from 23 exons. Gene Ontology annotation, molecular function: DNA binding; zinc ion binding; ubiquitin-protein transferase activity. Gene Ontology annotation, cellular component: plasma membrane; BRCA1-A complex; nucleus. The record is from RefSeq and is a predicted model, not a curated record.
CCCUUCCGCUGACGUGUCUGGAUCUUGCGUUCCUAGAGGCCAGCGCUAGCCGCCAAGCGGCCGGUUUCCUUGGUGACAGAGAGCGCGGGAAUUACAGAUAAAUUGUAAUUGCGGCUGCGCGGCGGCCACUGGUGCCGCGGUUGGACCCAGUGCUUUUCGAGCGGCUUCUCUGGUAUUUGGGCCAAGGGGUCGGGAGUACGGACGUUUUGCUCGGAGUAAAGUUCACCAGACCUGGAAGAAAUGGAUUUAUCUCCUGUUCAAAUUGAAGAAGUACAAAAUGUCCUUCAUGCUAUGCAAAAAAUCCUAGAGUGUCCAAUCUGUUUGGAAUUGAUCAAAGAACCCAUUUCCACAAAGUGUGACCACAUAUUUUGCAAAUUUUGUAUGCUGAAACUUCUUAACCAGAAGAAAGGGCCUUCACAAUGUCCUUUGUGUAAGAAUGAGAUAACCAAAAGGAGCCUGCAAGGAAGCACAAGGUUUAGUCAGCUUGUGGAAGAGUUGUUGAAAAUCACUGAUGCUUUUGAGCUUGACACAGGAAUGCAAUUUGCAAACAGUUACAGUAUUUCAAAAGUGAAAAAUUCUUCUGAACCUUUGAAUGAGGAGGCUUCCAUCAUCCAGAGUGUGGGCUACCGAAACCGUGUCAAAAGUCUUCGACGGAUUGAAUGUUCUGGAAAUGCCACCUUGAAGGACAGUCUCAGUGUUCAGCUGUCUAAUCUUGGAAUUGUGAGAUCAACAAAGAAAAAUCGUCAGGCACAGGCUCGAAAUAAAUCUGUGUACAUUGAAUUAGAGUCUGAUUCUUCUGAAGAGACAGUUAGUAAACCAGAAGACUGCAGUGUGAGAGACCAGGAACUGUUACAAACCACCCCUCGGGGAGCUGGAAAUGAAGCCAGUUUGGAUUCUGCAAACAAGGCUGCUUGUGAGUUUUCUGAGGACGUAACAAAUAUUGAACAGCACCAGUGCAGUAUUAAAGAUUUGAACCCCAUUGAGAAUCAUGCAACUGGAAGGCAUCCAGAAAAAUGUCAGGGUAUUUCUGUUUCAGACUUACAUGUGGAGCCAUGUGGCACAGAUAUUCAUGCCAGCUCAUUACAGUGUGAGAACAGCAGUUUAUUACUCACUGAAGACAGAAUGAAUGUAGAAAAGGCUGAAUUCUAUACUAAAAGCAAACAGUCUGGCUUAGCCAGGAGCCAACAGAACAGAUGGGCUGAAAGUAAAGAAACAUGUAAUGACAGGCAGGUUCCCAGCACUGAGGAAGAGGCAGGUCUGAAUGCCGAUUCCCUCUGUGGGGGGAGAAAACAGAGUAAUCAGAAAAGUCUGUGUCCAGAGGCUUCCAGAACUACCCAAGAUGUUCCUUGGAUGACACUAAAUAGCAGCAUUCAGAAAGUCAACGAGUGGUUUUCCAAAACUGGUGAAAUGCUGACUUGUGGUGGCACCCCUGACAGGAGGCGUGAGGUGGAAGUCCCAAAUGAAGUAGAUGGAUGCUCCAGGGUUCCAGGGGAAAUGGACUUCGAGGCCUCCGAUCCCCAUGAUGCUUUAAAGUGUAAAAGUGAAAGAGACCUCUCCAAACCAGUAGAGAAUAAUAUCCGAGAUAAAAUAUUUGGGAAAACGUAUCAGAGAAAGGUAAGCCUCCCUCACUUGAACCACGUAACUGAAAUUAUUGGCACAUUUACUGCAGAGCCACAGAUAACACAAGAACACCCCUUCACAAAUAAAUUAAAACGUAAAAGGAGAACUACAUGCCUUCAUCCUGAGGAUUUUAUCAAGAAAGCAGAUUUAACAGUUACUCAAAAGACUCCUGAAAAUCUAAAUCAGGGAAGUGACCAAAUGGAGCCAGAUGGCCAAGUGAUGGGUUUUACCAGUAAUGGUCAGGAGAAUGGAACACAAGGGAAUGAUCUUCAGAAAGAGGAAAACGCAAAUCCAGUGAAGUCCUUGGAAAAAGAGACUGUUUUCACAACUAAAGUCAAACCUAUAAGCAACAGUAUAAGCGAUUUGGAGCUAGAAUUAAAUGUCCACAAUUCAAAAACGCCUAAGAAAAAUCGGCUGAGGAGGAAGUCUUCAACCAGAUGUGUUCUUGCACUGGAACCAGUCAGUAGAAAUCCAAGCCCACCUGCUGAAUUUCAAAUUGAUAGUUGUAGCAGCAGUGAAGAAACAAAGAAACACAAGAACAUUAGAACACCUCAACUCACGGAGAACAUAGAACCUACGGAGAACAUAGAACCUACAGCAGAUGCCAAGAAGAAUAACGAGUCAGAUAAACAAAUAAGGAAGAGAAGGGCCAGCGAUGCUUUUCCAGAAGAGAAAUUAAUAAACAUACCCGGUUUAUUAACUAACUGUCCAAGUUCUAAUAAACCUCAAGGACCUGCCCAUCCUAGCCCUCAGAGAAAAGUGGAGAAACUUCAAACAAGCCAAAUGUCCAACAGUGCCAAAGACUUGAAGGAUCUGUCUCUGGGUGGAGAACAGGCUUUGCCCACUGAGAGAUCUGAGGAGAGUACCAGUGUUUCAUUGGUACCUGACACUGAUUAUGACACUCAGAACAGUGUGUCAAUACUAGAAGCUAACAAUGUUAGAUAUGCAAAAACAGGAUCAAGUCAGUGCAUGACUCAGUUUGUAGCGAGUGAUAACCCUACACUUGCUACAUCUAAAGAUGCUGGAAGUGGCACCGAGUGCCUCAAGCGUCCAUUGAGACACGAACUUAGCCAUAUUCCAGAGACCAUAGAAAUGGAAGAGAGUGAACUUGAUACUCAGUAUUUACAGAAUACUUUUCAAGUUUCAAAGCGUCAGUCAUUUACUUUAUUUUCAAAACCAAGAGAUCCCCAAAAGGAGUGUGUAACAGCUUGUGCUUCCUCUGUGUCCUUAAGGGGCAUGACUUCUGAAGGUGAACAACAAGAAGAAAAUCAGGAACACGAAGAGGCUGAAGUCAGUCACGUACAGGCAGUGCCUGCGACAGUGGGCUUAUCUCUGCUUCGUCAGGAAGGCGAGCCAGGCGCUGAUACAGUGCAUGCUGGAGUGUCCAGGCUUUAUCCAUCAUCUCAAUACAGAAGCAAUGAAAGUGUUCUCGGCACUGCGGGUAACCCUGGAAUUCCACAAAACUCACAUCCUAAACAAUCAGUUUCUCCCAUCAGGUCCUCUAUGAAAACUGGUCAUGGGAAAACCCUGUCAGAGGAACAAUUAGAGAAGCAUACAUUGUCAACUGAAAAGGCAAUGGGAAAUGAGACCUCUGUUCAAAGUACAAUGCACACAAUUAGCCAGAACAACAGAAAAAAUUCUUGUCAAGAAGCCAACUCGAAUAGUGUUAAUGAAGUGUGUCCCAGUGGUGAAAACUUCCAAGGACAACUAGGUCAAAACAGAGGGACUAAGUUCAACACUGUGCUUCCAUUAGGUCUUAUGCAACCUGGAGCCUGUAAGCAAAGUUUUCCUGCGAGUGAUUAUAAAUAUCCCGAAACAAAAAAGCAGGAAGUUGAGGCUGUUGGUGCAGAUUUCUCUCCGCGUCUGUUUUCAGAUAAGCUUGAACAAGCUGUGGGCAGUGGUUAUGUUUUUCAGGUUUGUUCUGAGACACCUGACGACCUGUUGGAUGAUGUUGAAAUACAGGAAAAUACUAGCAUCGGUGAAGGUGACCUAAUGGAGAAGUCUGCUGUUUUUAACGGUAGUGUCCAGAGAAGAGAGUUCAGUAGGAGCCCUAGCCCUUUGACCCAUGCAUCGUUGGCUCGGAGUCUCCAGAGAAGGCCUAGGAAGUUAGAGUCUUCAGAAGAGAGUGGAUCUUGUGAGGAUGAAGACCUUCCCUGCUUCCAACACUUACUUGGCAGGGUAAGCAAAACACCUGAACCUACCAGACAUAGCGGUGUUGUGACACAGCAUCUGUCAGAGAGAGCAGAGGGGACCCAAGCGCCAUGGAAGCGUAGCAUCGGUGACUAUGAUAACGAGGUGAUCUUGGUAGAGGCGUCUCAGGAACAUCACCCUAGUGAGGAUGCAAAAUACUCUGGCAGCAUGUUCUCUUCACAGCAUAGUGCUAUACAAGAUUUAACUGUAAACCCAGGCUCCCAGGACCCCUUGUUUAUUCCUUCCAAACAAAAGAGUCAUCAGUCUGAGGAUGAGGAAGAUUUUCUAAGCGACAAGGAAUUGAUUUCAGGUGAUGAAGAAGUGGGAACUUGCCUAGAGGAAGAUGAUGAUAAAGAAGAGGACAUUAUGAUCCCGGAUUCAGCUGAAGCGGCAUCUGGAUAUGAGAGCGAAACAAACCUUUCUGAAGACUGCUCACAGAGUGACAUUUUAACCACUCAGCAGAGGGCUACCAUGAAGGAUAAUCUCAUAAAGCUCCAGCAGGAAAUGGCCCACCUGGAAGCUGUGUUAGAGCAGCAAGGAGACCAGCCUUCUGGCCACUCUCCAUGUCUCAUAGCUGACCCUUGUGCCCCCGAAGACCCACCACACCCAGAGCAAGACAUAUCAGGAACAGCAAUUUUAACUUCAAAGAACAUUAAUGAAAAUCCUGUAAGCCGGGAUCCGACCUGCUUUUCUGCUGACAAGUUCCAACCACAACCUCCAGAUGGUUCCAGCAGUGAAAAUAAAGAGUCAAGAAUAGGGAGGCCUUCCCCUUUUAAAUCUCCGAUGGCAGGCAGUAGGUGCUCCGCACACAGCCACUCUGGGAGUCUUCACAGCAGAAACUGCCCAUCUCAAGAGGAGCUCCUUCAGGUUGUUGAAGCAGGGAAAUCAUGUGAACAGCACAACUUAACAGGACCAAAGCAAGAUCUAGAAGGAACCCCAUACCUGGAAUCUGAAAUCAGCCUUUUCUCUAAUAGAGACCCUGAAUCUGAGUCCCCUAAAGAGCCAACUCAUGUUUGCACCACACCAGCUUCAGCCUGUGCACGGACAGUAUCCCAGUGUCAAGUUUCUGGGUCUUUCGAGAGUCCAGCUGCUGCUCAUGCUGCCGAGGUAGAAACUGUGAGCAAGAAAAAGCCAGAAUUGACAUCUUCAAAAGGAAGAGCCAAUACAGGAAUAUCCAUGGUGGUGUCAGGCUUGACCCUCAAAGAAGUAAUGAUUGUGCAGAAGUUUGCUGAAAAAUACCACCUCACUUUGACUGAUGUAAUUACUGAGGAGACUACACAUGUCAUUAUAAAAACAGAUGCUGAACUUGUGUGUGAACGGACACUGAAAUAUUUUCUGGGAAUUGCAGGAGGAAAAUGGAUAGUUAGCUAUGCAUGGGUGAUCCGGUCUAUUCAAGAAAGAAAACUUCUGAGUGUGCAUGAAUUUGAAGUCAGAGGAGAUGUUGUGACUGGAAGAAACCACCAAGGUCCAAAGCGAUCCAGAGAAUCCCAAGAGAAGCUCUUCAAAGGCCUCAAAAUCUGUUGUUGUGAGCCCUUCACCAACAUGCCCAAAGGUGAGCUGGAGAAGAUGCUGGAGCUGUGUGGGGCUUCCGUGGUGAAGGAGCUUUCGUCGCUCACCCCUGACACAGGUGCUCAUCCAAUUGUGAUCGUACAGCCAAGUGCCUGGACAGAAGAGAAUGGCUGCCCUGAGAUUGGGCAGCUGUGUGAAGCACAUCUAGUGAUGUGGGACUGGGUGUUGGACAGUAUCUCCAUCUACCGAUGUCGGGAUUUGAACGCCUACCUGGUACAGAAUAUCACCCAUGGCCAUAACAGUAGCGAGCCACAAGACCCCAAUUAGUUUAAGAAGUGAUCCACAUCCUACUUACUAUUUCAUAGGCAUCAGACUAAAGGGUAUGCGGGGGAUUCUAUCUAUGUGAGUGUCCCUUAAAGGGUUUCUGAUCUAAGUCUCCCUUUGAAAUCUGUCUUGAGCAUAAAAGGUGUUUCACCUGAGAAGAAUUUAAGUCUAUUUAAACCCCACCAAUUGAAUAAGAUGCUAAUUCGUUAUAUAUUGUUCUUGGAGAGACAGAGUAGAAUGCUUGGCUGGUCUGUGCUGAACAUAAUCACAGCACUUGUCGGGAAGGGCCAGGGUUAUACAUGAGCCUGGGCUACUGUAUAAGACCCUGACUUGAGUGAAUGGCUAGUGGUCCUAAUUUGUUUCUUAUAAAAUCUUGUGUUUAAGUCCUUCAAGGAGAUUGCUUAAGACCUGUGAUUUGACUUAAAAUCAGCACUCAAGGCUCCAGGUUCCAUACCCAGCACCAAACAAUGCCCAUAAUUCCCCUCUACCGCCAUCCCCCCCCACCCUCCCUGCCAAGAAAACCUGAAAGCCCUUGGGCAAGCCUUGGAUAUCAGUGGACACUGAGGAAGUUUAGAAGCAGAUAAUGUAUUCAACAUGAAUAUGAAGUUUUUCAAAUACCAGUGUCCAGGAGAGCCUUUUAAUCCCCCUUAACUGAUGAACAAAGUGUCUGCUAUAACUCUGCUAAGUAACCCAUUCCUCUUAAAAUACAAGAUCUCUGAUAUGAAUAUUUCAUGUCUGUAAAUGAUGGGUCCCACCAGGAAAGGAGCUGUUGCUUUCUUUGAAGUAAUUUCUUCCCUUUUGCUCCCUAUUGCUAAACCAUACUGCUUCAUAAAUAAUUUUGUUUGCUGAAGGAAAAGAACGUAUUUUUCAUAAACUCAUUAUCUUGGACUGUUUAUAGCUGUUAGAGGGACUAGGUCUUCCCUGCCCCCUCCCCCAGUGUGCAAGGGCAGGGGAGACCUGAUUGUACAAAGUGUAUUUUAUAAAUGUUGUGCUGUUAAUGCUGCAAAUAAACUAAAUAGCAAACAUUUUCACUAAGAAUGGCUGUU